GGAACCAGUGGUAGUGUUUGGGUUUGAGGAGAACACGACCCAGCCCUGUGGGGCGGAGUCUAGCGGGGUCAGCGACCAAUCGCGCCGAGGUCCAGAGAGGCAGGGCCCUCCCGGAGGCGGUGCCUGUGUGGGUUCCGGGCCGCCCGGGGGUGUGCCCAGGCCUGCACAGCUGCCUGGGCCAUGUCGGCGCCGCCCGCCCUGCAGAUUCGGGAGGCCAACGCGCACCUGGCAGCCGUGCACCGGCGCGCGGCGGAGCUGGAGGCGCGGCUGGACGCUGCGGAGCGCACGAUGCACGCCCAGGCCGAGCACCUUGCCCUCCACGACCAGCACCUGCGCGCCGCCCUGGACGAGCUGGGCAGCGCCAAAGACCGCGAGAUUGCCACACUCCAGGAGCAGCUGAAGACGUCGGAGGCCACUGUCCACAGCCUGCAGGCCGCUGUGCAGCAGAGGGAUGAGCUGAUUAGGCAGUUGCAGCACCGGGCUGAGCUGCUGCAGGACAUCUGUCGCCACCGGCCACCCCUGGCUGGGCUGCUGGCUGCCCUGGCUGAGGCUGAGCACCUGGGGCCCCUCCCGGCCAGUAACCCCAGCCGCCCACCCCCUGGUGGGCCUGGUCCACCCCUUGCCAACAGCACUGGGGAAGAGGCAGACAGCGACCACCUCCAGCCUGCAGUGUUUGGGACCACAGUGUGAGCUGGGAUGCAGAUUCCAGUAUAGACACAGAGGGCACCGCUGUCAGUGUCCCUCCGAGUCACCAGUGUCCUGAAGGCGGACCCUAUGGCAGAGCCACAGUCCUGUUUAAGCAUUAGAACAGGCAAAACAGUCAACGGUUUCAAACAGGCCCACAGGCCAGAUGCAGAUGUGUAACCCAGACA
Molecule: messenger RNA, 872 nt
Organism: Cebus imitator (Panamanian white-faced capuchin)
Lineage: Eukaryota; Metazoa; Chordata; Mammalia; Primates; Cebidae
Gene: VMAC
Product: vimentin type intermediate filament associated coiled-coil protein
Exons: 2
Coding region: 181-690 (169 amino acids)
Source: RefSeq, a predicted model, not a curated record